Bicyclus anynana (squinting bush brown) is the source of this 2325-nucleotide messenger RNA. RefSeq names its product facilitated trehalose transporter Tret1-like. The transcript is spliced from 3 exons. Gene Ontology annotation, biological process: transmembrane transport. Lineage: Eukaryota; Metazoa; Arthropoda; Insecta; Lepidoptera; Nymphalidae. Gene Ontology annotation, cellular component: membrane. The record is from RefSeq and is a predicted model, not a curated record. Gene Ontology annotation, molecular function: transmembrane transporter activity. Bases 105 to 1508 code for a protein of 467 amino acids.
AGACGCGUUUAUAAUUCAUUUGUAUACGAGUACUGUACAUAAGUGUGUUUACUUGUUCAUGUUAUAAGUGAGCAUUAUUUUAGUGAACAAUUAGUCGUGCAAGCAUGGCUGCGUUCAGUGAUGUUUAUUUUUGGAGACAGAGUAUCGUGCUCACGGCGGACUGCCUGCACUCGAUCGGCACCGGCUUCAUGAUGUCAUACCCGGCUGUGCUGCAGCCCGCCAUUCUCACUGUCAACAGUACGGACGUGCGUGCCACUGCCAAUGAGGCGUCUUGGAUUGCUGCCAGUCAUGGUUUAGCAGGCAUGCUCGGAUUUUUGAUGGUGCCAUAUUUGAUGCAAACGCUAGGCCGGAAAACUGUUCACAUAGGGCUCAACGUCUUCGCCGGUAUUGGUUUCCUUAUAUUUGCUUUGGCCCAAAGCGUACCAGUGCUAUACGUAGCGAGAGUCACACAAGGACUGACGUUAUGCGGCGUCUACGUCACACCUAUAAUGUUGGGAGAAUAUUCGCAUCCAAAACGAAGAGGAUAUUUCAUUACGUUAAAAAAAUGUUCAGUUGCUGUUGGUUCCCUCAUGUGCCAUUCCAUGGCUUUGUGUUGGACGUGGAGACAAAUUGCUGUUUUUGCCAUUGUCCCUCACAUUGCUUCUACGAUUAUAACACUGAUGUGGCCUGAAAGCCCUGCUUUCUUGGCUCUGAACGGAAGAUAUGAUGAGUGUGGUAAAUCGCAUACAUGGCUUCAUGGGGACAGUCCAAAGAAUAAGAAAGAGUUAGAAGAAUUAAUCGCAACACAAAUGGAAAGAAGAGAAAAGGUCAAGAAUAGGCGAAAUUUGGAAAGUGUAAUGAGAAAAAUGUUGAGAAAAGACUUCCUGAAACCAUUUAUAAUCGCUUCUUUGUUGACGAUGCUAGUAGACGCUUGUGGGAGAUACUAUAUGCUGGCUUACGUCGUCGAGAUUUUAAGUGAAGUUACGGGAGAUAAAGCCAUAGCUGCAUAUUGUACGAUGGGAGCCGAUACAUUAACCAUAAUUGCAUUGUUGGUAUCGUGUUACGUAAUAAGAUGUUGUAAAAGACGUAACUUGCUAUUCACAGCUGGAACAACUUGUGUGUGCUUAAUGUUUUUGACAAGUAUAAUUGUAAUGUUGAAAACUCGACACAUACUUGGAGUGUCUGCUAAUUGGGUUACUCCAAUGAUUAUUUUGUUAAAUGUUUUCAUUGUCAACGUUGGAGUUAUACCAGUAUGUUUUGCUAUUAUUGGAGAAAUAUUUCCUUUAGAACACAAAGGCACAGGAUCGUGUGCGACGGGUAUAGUGUUCACUUUAUUGUAUGCACUUGUUAUGAAAUUUACUCCGUUGAUGAUGGAGAAAACUGGUGUUGAAGGCACUUUCGGUAUUUUUGGCCUAUUUGUACUGGUUGGUCUAGUUAUUUUAUAUUUUAUAUUAAACGAGACUAAGGAUAAAACGUUACAAGAGAUAGAAAACGAGAUCAGGGGAUUGAAAAAGCUGAUAGAAACGUAAUGCAAAUAUUAUGUAAAUGUCCAUAAGAUAUUAUUAAACAUUGCAGUGUUAAUUGCUGAAUUGCAAUGCUAUACCAAAAAUGUUUUUCACAAAGCAACGACGUACAAAAAAUAAAAAAGAGAAUGUAGUAAUGAUAAGGAUUUGAUAUUUUCUGCUAUCAAUGUAUUUGGGAAUUCUAAAGAGACUUCUAAAAUACAUGAAAUCUCCCGAUAAAGAUCUAGAAUGUAACUCUCGCAUCAAGAUUUUUUCUCAAAAUACUAAAAACAUCCGGGAAAUUUACAAAUUACAAUCUGUGCACGUUUCCUGCGGUAAAAGGUUUGAUUACUGAUUUUCCUGUAAACGAUACAAUAUCACCAGUUCAGAAUGAUCCUGAUAGUAAUUUUGAAGGAAGGUUGUCAUGUUUCAUUAAUAAAUACUCAAUCUGAUAAGCAUUUACAAGAACCUAUCUAAGAGUUUGGUGGACAACAAAAUAAUAUAUUUUUUUAAUUUGUACUACACUUCAAAAUUAAAGAUAUUUUUGCAUUACAAUAAAUUGUAACAUUAAUGACGAAUCUCAAAUUGUCGCAUUUCAUUCUUAAUCUUGACUGAGUCUAAUUUUACAUCAAUAUCGUAUCAUCAUAUUAUCGUCACUUAAAAUAUUUUUAAAAAUAAAGAAAAUUUUUAAAAAUAUUAAAAAUUUCUAAAUAUAUCCAAAAGUCCUGAGAAGCUUUCUUAUUAUUAUAGUUAACUUGUGAUAAAAUUGUGUAUAAAUAUAGAUCGUAAGCUAAAUCGUUGUAGCAAAUUAUUAUUAAUUAGUAUUUUAUGUCAUAAGGAAAAA